Molecule: messenger RNA, 3093 nt
Organism: Penicillium oxalicum
Lineage: Eukaryota; Fungi; Ascomycota; Eurotiomycetes; Eurotiales; Aspergillaceae
Product: putative C6 transcription factor (Mut3)
Exons: 5
Coding region: 1-3093 (1030 amino acids)
Biological process (GO): positive regulation of transcription by RNA polymerase II; DNA-templated transcription
Cellular component (GO): nucleus
Molecular function (GO): sequence-specific DNA binding; zinc ion binding; DNA-binding transcription factor activity, RNA polymerase II-specific
Source: RefSeq, a predicted model, not a curated record
AUGGCGGCAAGCGGCGCUGGCGCCCACGGCGACACGGACGAUGAGCACACCCCACACAAUUACCACGAGGAGACCGACUCCUCCCCCUUUGCCUCCAACAAGGAUGUGGCUAUCAGGGAUGGCUCUCAUACGGAGAACGGUGUGACUCCUCAGCCUCCGCCGCUCCAGAAGCGGCGCCGCGUUGGGCGCGCCUGCGACGAAUGUCGCCGCAAAAAGAUCAAGUGUGAUGGCAAACAGCCUUGCACACACUGCACAGUCUAUAGCUAUGAAUGUUCGUACGACCAGCCCUCCAAUCGUCGUCGCAAUCCCGCCCCGCAAUAUGUCGAAGCCCUGGAAGCCCGUAUGCAAAAGGCCGAGGCACUCCUGCGAACGGUCUUCCCGGAUGUCAAUCUCGACGACCCGAGUCUCGAUGUGAAUGCGCCGGAGUUUCGUUUGCCGAUCCACCAGAAGGGGAAGAGGCCGACGCAGGCGACCCCGACGACGGUGGGAAAUGCCCCAUACGCGCAAGAUCAUCGCGCAGACAGUGCCCCCGAAGCGGGCGAUGACUCACUUCUGGAGACGAUGGUGGGAAAUACAGGUUGUCUUGAUCGCGACGACCAGGGACAUUGGGAUUACCAUGGACAAACCUCGGGUAUGAUUUUUGUCCGCCGAUUGCGCAAACAACUGGGCGCGAUAGAGGCGCCCGUGCCGCGAAAAGUGACGGCUAUGCUCGAAAGCCCCCGAUCGGUGUCCGUGUCCGAUUCCCCGCAAGAUGCUGCUCUUCCUCCCACGCAUGAUCUGCCCCCGAAGCCGAUCGCAAUUCGGCUGUGUCGUAAUGCGUUGGACGACGCGUGUGCUCUCAUGCGCUUUGUGAUCGAGCCCAAAUUCUACGAAAGUCUGGAUCGCAUCUACGACACGCCCCCGGAGCAAUUCGGUAACGAGGAGAACUCCUUCCUUCCACUCCUCUACAUUGUCAUGGCGGUCGGUUGUCUGUUCUCGGACGACGGGGCUGGCACUUUGGAUCUGGCGGGCUAUGAAGGCGCCAUUGGUCAAGGCUUCCAAUUCUUCAAGGCAGGACGCCAACUGCUGGAUAUCACUGAUUGCCGAGACCUCACCGCGCUCCAGGCUGUCUGUUUCAUGAUCUUAUUCCUUCAGUCCUCCGCCAAGCUUAGCACCUGCUACUCAUAUAUUGGCAUCGCACUGCGGUCGGCCCUUCGACUCGGUCUUCACCGCACGGUUGCGGCCGACUUCAACCCGGUUGAACGAGAGCUGCGGAAACGCAUCUUCUGGGUGAUUCGAAAGAUGGAUGUCUACGUCAGCACCAUGUUGGGUCUCCCUCUGAUGCUCAGCGACGACGAUAUUGAUCAGGAGUAUCCGUUGGAUGUGGAUGGAGAGUUCAUCACGGCGGAGGGCAUCCUGCCGAUGCCAACCGACUAUACCCCUCUCAUGGCCGGGUGCAACGCGCACACGCGCCUUUGCAACGUGGUCUUGAAAGUGGUGAAAUAUAUCUACCCCGUCAAGAACCAGUCGCAGUCGGACCAGCGCUAUUUGGUCAGUCACUCAAAGAUUCGAGAGAUCGAGCGCGAUCUCCAGACUUGGAUGGAAGAACUUCCCUCGGCACUCCGGCCGGGCACGGACGUGUCUCCCCAGUUGGAACGGGUCCGCCAAAUGUUGCGCAUUGGCUAUGCACACGUCCAAAUGGUCAUGUAUCGCCCUUUUCUCCAUUACGUUUCCGGAGGUUCGCAGGCUCGCGGCGUCGACAAACGUUCGUACGCCUGCGCGGCAGCCUGCGUGAGCGUUUCCCGGAACAUUGUCCACAUCACGACCGGUAUGCACAAGCGCGGCCUUCUCAAUGGCUCGUUCUGGUUUACCAUGUAUAUCACCUACUUUGCGAUUCUUUCUCUUGUAUUCUUCGUCAUUGAGAACCCGGACUCGCCCACGGCCAAGGAUGGUGUCUUGAAGGAUGCGAUGGAGGGGAAGAACACUCUCGCUGGGCUGGCGAAGAAGAGCAUGGCUGCGGACCGAUGCUCCCAAAGCUUGACGUGUCUGUUUAAAACUCUCCCCGACAGAUUAAAGAAUCGCCAGAGUUCCAAGACGCCGGUCAAUCUGAAACGCCGGGUGCCCUCGACCUUCGCAUCAGAGCCCGAAUCUAUGCAGCAACCGCCUGCACAGACUUUGCCAACCCGAUCGAAUACAUUCCCGCUUCAUAUGAUGACGCAACCUUCCGCGGGAGGCCCUCCAGCGACCCGUCGACAGAAGAGUUUAGACAACACACAGUCAUACUCGAACCGACACGCAGAGAAUGGCGCCCAAUCGGGAUGGAUGUCAUCAACCCCAGAGCUUUUGUCCGAGACCAUGUCCACUCCGGAGCCAACGCCCACGACCUCAUUCAGCGCCCCUUUCUCCAACCAGGAACCCUCAAACCUGGCCUGGGCUCAGCAAUUCAACAAUCCUAAUAGCCUGCCUGAUCUUAUGCCUAUGAUGUUCCCCUCAGAUGACCCCUUCGCCUACCCCACCCAGCCCAUGUCCACACUGGAGGCGGACCACUUUCAGCAUGAGCCGAAUGGCGCCCAAAUGGCUCCCCAGACCCCGUUAGAGGCCGUCUCCCACCCGCAGGGCAUGAGAGCCAACACCCCGGUCGACCCCGGGAUGACAUCACCUACUUUCACCUCGUUUCCGCAAUUUUCGAAUCUUCCCGCAAGCUCCGUGCCUUCGGUCAACACCUCGGUUCCCAGUCGCUUGCAGCAGACUUCCGCCCCGCCCGUCAACCCGGCGAGGUUUCAAUCUCCCGUCUCCCGGAGCCAGACGCCCCGGGAACAGCUCAGCAGUCCCGAUUUGGUGUCUAUCCCCAACCAAAAUUUUGUCUGGCAAGGGUACAACUUCCAGCCGGUGAAUCUCGCCAGCAUCGAGAAAGAUGCUUCCACAGACAUGAUGCCGCAGGAUUCUACACCCCCCAACGGAAUGGGGGAGUUGAACAUGAGCUACGACGAGAACGCUUUGGGCUUGAAUGUGGACAUGGGCGUGUCCUUUGAUGACCUCUUCGGCAAUACCAGUCGGCCUGGCGCUGGCGCAUUUAAUGACGAGUGGUCUCAAUGGAUGAAUGCUGGCGUAUAA